AUGAUUCCUGGAAAGGGAAAAGAUGGGUCCAAGAAACAGGGAAGGAACUCCAAUGCUGUGGCGAAGGGCUUCCAUAACCUUUGGGAUGUCACCAUCCGGAAUACAAAGACCUCAUCCAGUCUAGCAAGUCCGUCCCUGCUUCCCAAAUCCAGUCCUAGUUCCAGCUAUUCCAAGAGCAAGCUUACAUUCUGGGUGGUGGGGCAGACGACAGCACUCACCCAGAUUAAAGACAAAAUAUAUGCAAAGAGGAUGGUGGCAAAGACAGUAUCAACACCCCCUCUUAAUACCAGCAGGAUCAGUAUUGACAAGAACAAUGCUCUAGGUGUCAACUCUCUCAUCACCUGUGGAACUGGCUAUCUUCCACUAAUGCAGGAGCUUCAGAGGGCCUUUUUCAUGCGUGCUGAAUGCCCCAGGUUUAGCAAUAGAUCAACAUCAACAUCACAGUGGGCACCAGGGUUGGUUACUGUGUCUGACCUGCCCAGUGGCACAUACUUCAAAAACAUCAACUAUGAGAACUGGAAAAUGACGGAUGAGGCAUCAUUCUCUGACAUUUUAAAGGCAACUCAAGCAGGGAAGAAACUCACAUAUAGCAAGAGUGCCUGUGAAUUCCAAUACUUAAGCCAAGAGGGUCCCAGUUCCGAGACCAUAGUCAAGAGGGCCCCAAGCCAGAAGAUUCCUUGGUAUGCUACUGUGAUUCAGGAGAAGGAUCGGCAGUUGCUCAUGAUGAGAGAUGAGAUCAGACGGCUUACAGCCUUAGAGGAGGAUUGCCUGAAGAAAGAUAAUGAGCUUGCCCAACUCAAAGAGGAGGUGAAAGAAUUGCGCAAACAACUGCAAUUCCUAAGUGAAGUCCGAGGAAUAGAAAUGAGCCCCAAGAGAGAGUUCUCAGACAUGAGCAGAGGCAGCAGUGAUAUCCUGGACAGGAAGCAGAUACAGGAGCUAGGUGAAGAGCAGCAGCCAGAAGAUACCCAGAUCUCAACAGAGACUAAGCCAAGUAAGGAAACGAGCGUUCUUUCCACCUCAACUUAUGAGGAGCCCGGAAUUCAAGAAGAAAGUGCCAUGGCUGAGGCGAAGGAUGAAGGUUCCAAAAUAUGCAUAGACAUUUAUGAGCCCCUCCCACCAUAUGAGUCAAGAGAAAUCAGUGUCUCUGCGAGUAUUACAAAAGAUGAAGAAGAGCUACGAAAAUCUUUAAAAGAGACUUCUCAUUUUUUUGGGAAAAUCCGAAAGCCACCCCACCUCCCUGAUGAGUGUCACAGUGAAAUGGAAACCAAAAUCAUUGAGGAAGAUGAGAAAGUGUCAGAAGAGGAUGUUGAAGUAGUCGAGUAUUUAGACAGGGAAAUUGAGGAAGAGCUUAUGGCCAGGAUCAAUGAGUAUGAGCAGGUGAAUGAAGAGCUCCAAGCUGAGCUGGAAAUCACGAGAAAUGAGUAUUCAAUCAUCUCAGGAACUAUUCUGUCUUUACAAAGACAAGUGGAUUUCCAGGAAUCCCAACUGCAAAAAACCACACUGGAAAAGGAAACCCUGCAGAAGGAACUUCGAGAAAGGAAAGCUCAGCUUCAAGCCAUGUCAGACAAGUUCGCCAGCCUUCGAGAAGAACGAAAACAUGAAGAAAUGAUGGGCAUCAUUGAGAAAGACAAUCUUAACCUCAGACAGCAUGUAUCCGAGCUUGAGUUUGAACUAAGGAAGAAGGAAGAGGUCAUCAUAGAAUAUGAUAACAAGAUCAAUCAGCUGGAGGCCCAGGUGAACGUAGAUCAGAACCACAUGCGGCAGCAGGAGCUGAACCAGGAGAACCUCCUGAACCGCUAUGAGGAAAUGCAGCAAUCCGAACAGCAGUACCGUGUGCUUCUGGAGAGUUGCCAAGCCAGGCUUGAAAGGUUAAGAAGUAAAAUCAUGCAGGCUGCAUUUAGCACAGCUGGAAUCAAGUCUCCAUCUACAGAAAUUGCAGAUGCUGACAUCCUAGACGCUUUACAGAGAAUCAUUAAUGAACGACUGGACUUUUAUCAGCAGCUGAAACAGAAAGGGGUGAAAGUCCCCCCUCUCCACCAGACGGAGUUGGUGUCCACCAUUGCCCCCAAGUCCAAGAAGGGUGGAAAGUAA
Molecule: messenger RNA, 2091 nt
Organism: Dromiciops gliroides (monito del monte)
Lineage: Eukaryota; Metazoa; Chordata; Mammalia; Microbiotheria; Microbiotheriidae
Gene: CCDC27
Product: coiled-coil domain containing 27
Source: RefSeq, a predicted model, not a curated record